Molecule: messenger RNA, 693 nt
Organism: Cyphomyrmex costatus
Lineage: Eukaryota; Metazoa; Arthropoda; Insecta; Hymenoptera; Formicidae
Exons: 2
Coding region: 1-693 (230 amino acids)
Source: RefSeq, a predicted model, not a curated record
AUGAUCAAAGUGCCGGAUGUCCUGCAAAUUCGACAAUGUUUUGUGGAGCCUCAACUUGAAAUAUCAACUGAAAAAUCAUCUGAAUUAAAAACUACUGCGUUUUGGAAAGAUGAGAACGCUGUAAAGACACUCAUUUAUCAGUGGAAACAACAUCAACCUCUGUUUGAAAGUAGCUGCACUAGAAAUGAUGUUGUAUGGGCAAAAAUAAGUGAAGAGUUGAAAAAAACGAACAAUGCUUGGCAAUAUACUACUAAAAACUGUGAAAAUAAAUUUAAGAACAUAACUAAAGUGUACAAGCGUACAAAAGAUCAUAAUAAUCAAACAGGAGUUGAACCGAAAACCUGCAAAUAUUUUAAAGAAUUGGAGGAAGUGAUAGGAGAGAAACCUUGCCUAAAACCUAUUGCUUUAGCUUCAAAUUUGAAAAAAAGAUCUCAUUUAGCAGUAAUUUCAAAGAAUACAUCUAGUACUGAUACAACCAACGACACUGAUAAUGUAGAAAAUAGUAGAGUCCCAAUAAAAAAAUUAAAAACACGUAUGGAACGUGAAUUAGAAGUAUGGACAAAAAUGGUGAGCGAAGAAAACCGGAAACGUGAUGAAGCCAAAGAACGAAGGCACAAGGAGUUAUUGGCACGUCAAGAUAAAGCCCGAGAGACGUACGAACAGUUUAUGACAAAACUCCUCGACAAACUGUGA